CUCCUCACCAGCAGGAGGCGGUACACGUGUUUUUAAUCUGCACCCCUCUGACGUCAUGUUGACUCGCUGGUGACCCGGAUGUUGAUAGGAUAUUAAAUUCGGUAUUUUCCAGGUUACAAUGAAGACUUGUUAGCUUUAAUCAGGCUUCAUAUUCUUUAAUAAUAACAAAACUAGACGCCCAGAAAAUAUACCAAAGUGGUGUCUGAGAUUCACCCUUAAUACCGCCUUUAAUCAGCCAGCAGAACUAAACAUUAUAAACAUUAUAAACAGUAUAAACAUUAUAAACAUGUCUCAAGAAGGAUAUCAACCAGCACCAGCAGCAGCGAACACCAGCGCAGACACGAGCUUGAAUUCACAAGAAUCGCAGAGGAUCAACCCCGGAAAGACACCUAUACAAGUCCUGCAUGAAUAUGGCACCAAAAGUGGCAACCUCCCUGUGUAUGUGAUGGAAAAGGCUGAAGGAGAGGCUCACCAGCCCAGCUUCGUCUUCAGUGUGAAAAUCGGAGAAGUUAACUGCACAGGUCAAGGUCCUAGUAAAAAGGCUGCUAAACACCAGGCUGCAGAGUCUGCCCUGAAUAUUCUGCAGAUAGACGCUGGAACAAUGAUUGUUCCUGUGAAGUCUGAGAGCAACGGUGUUGUAGCAGAAACAAACAAUCAUCCCAACUCAGUGGGGAUACUGCAGGAGUUAGCAUUGCAGAGAGGAUGGCGUCUUCCCGAGUACACAGUUUUAAUGGAGGCUGGUCCGCCACACAAGAGAGAAUUCACUGUUACUUGUCGAAUGGAGUCCCUGUCAGAGAAAGCUUUAGGAAAUUCAAAAAAGGCGGCAAAAAAGGCAGCUGCAGAGAAAAUGGUGUCAAAGCUUCAAAGUCUAUCAGGCUGUUCUGAAAUCACAUGGACUCCUAAACCAAGCGUCCGAUUUGAGAACUUGAGGAACUCAUCAUCGGAGAGUAUAUCUUUACUGAGAAGAAACCCGCUGAGCAUUCCCAACACAGAUUAUAUUCAGAUGAUGUUGGAGCUGUCCAAGGAGCAGGGCUUUGAGGUCACAUACUUCGAUAUUGAUGAGCUGACGGUGAACGGCCAGUACCAGUGCCUGGCGGAGCUGUCCACCUCCCCGGUCACCGUGUGCCACGGCACCGGCAUUUCCUGUAGCAACGCUCACAACGACGCAGCACACAGCGCCCUCCAGUACAUCAAGAUCAUGGCCUCCACCAAGUAAAACCAGCAUCUGCCUCACCUGUCUUGUCACAUUAUAUCAGCUGAUGUGCAGUCAUGAUGAGGCUGUCGGUCGUUCCUCCCACUAAUCUUCCUGCCAGUGGACGAUAUGAGGUCAAGGUAUAUUUUUAUAAUUAUCACAAAGCAGAUGCAACAAUAACUCAACGUACAUUGACUUGAAUCAGGCAACUAUAGAGCAGUAUUUGUGAGGUGACUCAAUAUUAACAAUCAACUAUAAAUGAAAUGUUGUCUUCAGGUUGUUAGAUUACCAUCAUGUUUUACUUGAGAUGUACUGUAUUUAAGCAAAUGUACAUGUGUAAAUGAGAUAGGAACAGUGAAUAAUAUGAAGCACUUCCACAUUACCUUUUUACAUGUUUAGUUUAAACUGUAUUUAUCCACUUGUUUUGUGUUUUAAUGGGAAUGUUUGCCUCCUUUUUUAGUCAGGAUGCAGAUGUUUUUAGGUUCCAGUUGUCCUAAUUUAUUCUUUUUAUUCCAGUUUCCCCCCCUGUAGCAAUAUAUUGAGCUGUAUUGAGCCAAUAGAUGAUCUUAAACUUUUGAUUUGCUUCAGCCUUUCUGUUAAACUCUAUAAUGAAAGUGAAUUGUAAAAGAGAGAUUAUUUUGACUUGUUAUAUUUGAAAGGAUGGUCUGCAUUUUGAUCCACAGAUAGGUCCAAUUAGUUUUUUUUCCCUACUUGCAAUCUCCCAUCUGUCCGUAAGCAAUCUACAGUACAACCCCUGCCGUCUGUAUCUGGUUAAUUCAUAUUCCCAUCAUGCUGGUUUGUUGCCAUUUUUUUUGCAGUGUGCCUCAUAGUAUCGUGUGAUAUAUUUAAUACAUUUACUGACUGCUGUUCUCUGCUGUAUGAAUGGAUCCAUGGUGGAGAGCAGCAACAACAACAACGUGUAUGAAUCCUGAAAAUAAACCCAAACACUAAAUGUUAA
This is a messenger RNA of Sebastes umbrosus (honeycomb rockfish), 2150 nucleotides long. RefSeq names its product protein kinase, interferon-inducible double stranded RNA dependent activator (gene prkra). Lineage: Eukaryota; Metazoa; Chordata; Actinopteri; Perciformes; Sebastidae. The record is from RefSeq and is a predicted model, not a curated record. The transcript is spliced from 8 exons. The coding region runs from base 287 to 1216 and encodes 309 amino acids.